UUGACCCGGAAGUCGUUAUCUGGUACCCCCCGGAAACGAUAUGUUAGCCGCGUGGGUAUAUAUAAGGCGGAACCCGGUUCACUUGACUCUUUUUAUCUGAAGGCACUUUUUUUUCCUGUAGUCAUCAUCUACUUUUUUGGGGAGAAACGUGGAGGCAGCGUGGCUUCAUGGGACCUCGGGGUGACCGGCAGAGCUCGGGCCGCAUCACGUCACAAGCAUGGAAAGGCCUCGCUUUGAGGCUGUACCUGCAGCUAAGUAGAACACUUCCUAAAGAAGUUGGCGCUCCCUACCAAGAGACCUGGAGUCAUUUUAUCACCUAGGUGUGGACUAUCUAUGACAGCUGUGAUCCAGUCCAGUUCUCCUGCUUUACAUACUGGAAUGAGAUUAGCAGAGUCUGGGCCAGAAUUUCAAACCAACUGAAGAGUGGUGGGUAUGAUCUCAACCUCUUUGCCAGCCCCCCGGACUGUGCCUUGCUAUGUUCUGUCUGCCAUGGGGUCCUCAAGAGACCAGUGAAACUGCCAUGUGGUCAUAUCUUCUGCAAGAAAUGCAUCUUAACCUGGCUGGCUAGGCAAAAGACAUGUCCUUGCUGUAGGAAAGAAGUGAAGAGGAAACUAAUGGUCCAGGUGCACAAACUCAGAAAAACCAUUGGGCGCCUGCCAGUCAAGUGUAAGAAUUCCCAGGCUGGUUGCUGUGUUACCUGUCCCCUAUCUCAGCGUAGGAUCCACCUGGACUCCUGCCCUUUUGAGCUUACCCCCUGCCCUAAUGCAGGCUGUAUGGCUAGGGUGCAGCGGGCAGCCUUAGUGGAACAUGGCCGGAGCUGUGGACAUGGUCGGCAGCAGCGCUGCCCCCUUGGCUGUGGGGCCACACUCACAGCUGUUGAAAGGGAGAGCCACAACUGCUAUCGGGAGCUCCGAGAGGCCUGGGGCCGCCGAAGGGCACAGGGCCGGGCCCUGGUCUCCCGACUUCGACAUCGAAUGAGGCGGAUCCACCGGGCCACCAGCCUCAUCAGAAGGCAGCUGACCCGGCUGGAGGCUUUCCUGGAAGAGGAGGAAGAGGAAGGCGCUGAUAUACCUAACAUCAACACCGAGGUUGCCAGGGUUGCUAUGUAGUGCCUGCCCAGCUGGAUGGCCAGGACUCCUGCCCAGAUCCCCUCCCCUGGGGCUUACCUUCCCUGGAGAAAACUGGGGAAGACCAGGCUACUAUGACUGUAAAUAGAGAAGGAUGAAUAAAGGUGGAGCCCAAGGGGUCUCAAA
Messenger RNA from Monodelphis domestica (gray short-tailed opossum), 1253 nucleotides. RefSeq names its product ring finger protein 151 (gene RNF151). Gene Ontology annotation, molecular function: ubiquitin-protein transferase activity; zinc ion binding. Gene Ontology annotation, biological process: protein ubiquitination. The record is from RefSeq and is a predicted model, not a curated record. NCBI's taxonomy places the organism in Eukaryota, Metazoa, Chordata, Mammalia, Didelphimorphia, Didelphidae.